Molecule: messenger RNA, 1685 nt
Organism: Spodoptera frugiperda (fall armyworm)
Lineage: Eukaryota; Metazoa; Arthropoda; Insecta; Lepidoptera; Noctuidae
Gene: mRpS25
Product: probable 28S ribosomal protein S25, mitochondrial
Exons: 2
Coding region: 99-602 (167 amino acids)
Cellular component (GO): mitochondrion
Molecular function (GO): structural constituent of ribosome
Source: RefSeq, a predicted model, not a curated record
CAUGAACAGAAGUGUCAAAGUGUGAUUUUUGAGGUUAAGUUCUUCGUGAAGCUUGUAGGUUAUUUUUGUAAUAGAAAAACAAUUAAAAUAAAUUCAAAAUGCCGUUCAUGAAAGGAAGAGCACCUAUUCGACGUACUUUAAACUAUUUAAACGCCGGCCGAUUAGUUUUGAAGGAUAAAAUUAAAAUAUUCUCAGUGGCUUACAACAUAAAUGGACAAAACAAUUUGGGAGCCAAGGAAUUCGUAUUUUGGUAUUUGCCACAGAUUCAAUAUAAAAAUCCUGACGUACAAGUGGCUACCUUGAAGAAUCUGACUCCUUCACCAUUCAUAAAGUGUUAUUUUGAAGAUGGGAGAAAGAUCUUAGUUGAUGUUGACAACAAAUCUAAAGAAGAGAUUCUAGAGCAUUUAAUUAAUACUGUUGGUAAAUCAAAAGAAGUAUUGGAACAGGAGGCAAUAGCUGCUGAAAAGAAGGAUAAUCCUGCAAACUUCGGCAUCGGUUGUGAACGUCCAUGCAUCUGCGAGGUGUACGGACAGAUCCCCUGUCCUGGAGUGGUACCGUUACCAAAGUUCAUGAGAGGAAAAUACAAGAAUGCCACAGAUUAGACUAGGUUAAACUAUAAGUACCUUUGUUGGAAAUGUUACAUGUUUUGUUUUGAUAUUCAGAAAGUUAAACUCAAAAUCAAAGUCACAUUAUUUAUUCCAAUUAGAUUUAUUAAUCUAAGGUUAAGUUAAAUAUGUUAAUAACAAUUGUUUUAGUUAACAUACAUUUGAAGUUUUAAUUUCCUAUUAGUCAUCAGGCCAAGGUUCAUACAAAAAACAGAAUCCAAAAAGCCAAACUACUAGAAGUAUUGACUGAUAGGUUAGAAAUCGGUGCCAUUAAUUCUAAACAAAUUUGUAAGCUAUUUGCAAUAAUUAUUGUGAGCAUUAAGUUACAUGAUUUUGAUAUGAGAGUACCUCCUCCUUUUUUUGAAGUCUGUAAUAAUUAAAUAAUUAAUUCUCUGUAAUAAUUGCUCAUUAUUCAUUGGUGCAGCCUUUCUGAAAUAAGUCUAAAAAUAUAUACUUUGUAUUUGAUUUAUACUUUUAGGUAUCAAUUGUAAAACAUGUUACAUAUCCAAUAUUUUUUAAGCUAAUGGUAAAACUUGGUGAAUAGAAUUCAAAGGGUAAAUAGACACAGGAAUGGGGUGAAUAGAUGUUAGAAUAUUUUCCCAACAUUUAUUCACCCUUUUCUGUAUCUAAUCACCCUCGAAUUCUAUUCACCUUGUUUUGCGGUAUGUAAGUUUGUAGAUAAUUCAAAUAGUUGUAGCUAUAAUUUUAUUAUAAUAAAAAACAACAUAAAAUUAACUACUAUUUUAUUAAUACACUGUUAAUAUAGCAUGAAUCAGGAUAAUAAAAUAAUUUAUAUAAAAACAGUACCUUCAGUACCUCAUUAGUUACGUAGUUAAAUUCAAUAAAAAAUCACACACAAACCACUAAAAUAUUAUGCCAAACUUUUGUAUGUAUGUUAGAGAUACUGUACAAAAGUUACAUCAAUCGAAAUAUAAUUUUAAGAAUCAAAAUAUUCUCUUGUAAUUUCACUUACACAUAAAUAGUGUAGAACCUUGUCAAAUUACCUAGUUAAUAGAGGGUCUCUUGCCGCCCUGGCCUGACCGUAUUCCCAAAUCUGAAUAAAUUAAUGUUCCUCUUUAA